Molecule: messenger RNA, 870 nt
Organism: Haliotis rufescens (red abalone)
Lineage: Eukaryota; Metazoa; Mollusca; Gastropoda; Lepetellida; Haliotidae
Exons: 4
Coding region: 139-471 (110 amino acids)
Source: RefSeq, a predicted model, not a curated record
ACGAUUAUAGACAAGGUGAUGAAUUAUUGAGAUGGCACUUCAUCAGUCGCCUGACUUAAAUGGCCUGAUAUUAAACUGCGAGCCCACAGACUUCAAGAGAGGAGUACCCGUUUGGACGGCCCCAUCAGACUCCGCGUUAUGGCUAACUUCGGCGCCGUGUACAAAGUUGCCGUGCUGUUACUGGCGUCCCUGCUGGUGGUGCAAGACUUCAGACCGUCCCAAGCUCAGUGGGCACAGACAAAUGGCUGGGGAGGGGCGGGGGUUGGUAAGCGUAUGUUCACUCCCCCCGAUCUAUCCGGACCCUGCCGAGUGGACCCGUAUGUGGCUCUCCUCAUCUCAAGACUUGCAAAGAAGCAGAGCGGCUGCGGAACUGUGACUUAUCGUCAUCUUUCGGCGCAGAUGAUUCCAAAUGAGACAAACAUGGCGGUAAACAUGACAACUUCCGGUGCCUUCCAAGUCGCUCAGAUGUGACUUCCGUCCACAACAGGAACUGAUGACGACUGCCUUGAUGGACGGAUUAACCUCUCUUUCCAGACAUCUACCAUGCCAUUUUAAAACCUGGACUUUACCUUGAACGUUGAAACGUUCAAAGCAUAAAAUGAUGUGACGCAAAUUGAUGUUUUAUGUCAGUUGAAUUAUUAAUUUUAUUUAUUUCAUUUGUUGUUGAAUCUACUCUUAUCGUUUCUGUUAUUAUGUCUUCGCAAAACUUAAUACUUCGUUACAUGGACGUAUAUUCUGUAACACUGAUGUUACGUUAGAUGUCGUUGUCGACGUCUUCACGAACGACAGAAGAGAUCAACUGUUGUGUUCAUAACCUUCUGAGACAACUGUGGCAUGUAGAGAUAGAUUUAAGAAAACCUAAACUAUAAA